AUAUUUUUUAGUAUUCUUCUAGUAAUUUAUAACAUACUAGCUACAAUUUUAUGUUGGUGCUUGGUUGUGUCUGAAAGAGAUCGAAUACAUACUUGGUUUUGUAUCUCAUGAAAAAGUAAAAUAGAUCAGGAAAAAAUAGCCUAUAUCCAACUGUUAGUACGUUUUGGUAGCCUACCCAUCGGAUAAAUGUCUCAUCAAACGGGCAUCAGAGCAAAUGAAGCACUACUUCGCUUCUUUGGCAACUGCCGUGAUGGAAAAAUCAGAGCAUUUAAGGUUUCAAUUGAUAAUGAGGAGCUGGUUCUGUCGGACCACAGAAACGCAGAGGGAAGCUGGGAGACUGAUUAUGACUUGAGUGUUCCUCAUUUGGUCCAAGAGGAGCAGCCGUGCUAUGUACUCUACAGGCUAGACAGCAAGAACGAAACGGGAGGGUUUGAUUGGUUGUUGAUCAGCUGGUCACCGGACGACUCGCCUGUGAGACAAAAGAUGUUGUAUGCUUCGACCAAAGCCACGCUGAAGCAGGAGUUCGGCAGCGGACAAAUCAAGGAAGAAGUCCAUGCGACUGUUCAUACUGAUGUUACGCUCUCUGGACUGAAGAAAACGAGGCAGGCUGCUAAGUCACCGGCUCCCCUGACGUCGAGAGAAGAAGAGUUGGCAAGCCUGAGCCAGGACUUGACCGACGUCAGCAUCGACUCUCGUACGCAGACCCUAGGAGGAGUAGCCUUCCCUCUUCACCCGGCCGCAGUUAGUGCAAUACGCGAUCUAGCCAGUCGGAAAUGUGAUUACGUUCAGCUCAAGAUAGACAUAGAAAAUGAGAAGAUAUUGUUGGUCAAGAGUGAUACGGUGAGUGUAGCCAAAUUGCCAAGUCUGGUGCCUACGGACACGGCGAGAUACCACCUAUACUGCUUCAAACACACGCAUGACUGUGAAUACUUGGAAUCUAAUGUGUUCAUCUAUUCAAUGCCAGGUUAUUCGUGCAGUAUCAAGGAGAGAAUGCUCUACUCUAGCUGCAAAGCUCCCCUGCUAGACUACAUUGAAAACAGCAUUGGUCUGAGGGUUGAAAAAAAGCUUGAAAUUGAUUCGGGAGCGGAAUUGACUGAAGAUUACCUCCAGGACGAGCUUCAUCCAAAGGUUAACCUUCACCGACCCAAAUUUGAGAAACCUAAGGGACCGCCUGGGCGCGGAGCCCGCAGACUUACCAAGACGCAACAGUAGCUUCCCAGUAUUUAUUUCUUAUGUUAUACAAUUCAUAUUUAUUAUUUUAAAAUAUUGUUUUAUAUUCAAUACAUUUUAUUUUGAUUCUU
This is a messenger RNA of Macrosteles quadrilineatus (aster leafhopper), 1301 nucleotides long. RefSeq names its product twinfilin (gene twf). The record is from RefSeq and is a predicted model, not a curated record. Gene Ontology annotation, molecular function: actin filament binding; actin monomer binding. The transcript has 7 exons. Gene Ontology annotation, biological process: regulation of lamellipodium assembly; actin filament depolymerization; barbed-end actin filament capping. Lineage: Eukaryota; Metazoa; Arthropoda; Insecta; Hemiptera; Cicadellidae. Bases 187 to 1212 code for a protein of 341 amino acids. Gene Ontology annotation, cellular component: actin filament; myofibril; cytoplasm.